AUGAAUUCAACGGAAUUCCUCCAAGAGACGUUAAACACAACUAACGAGACACUUAAUUUUAAUUGCGGCACUGACUUACGGAUAGUUGCAGUCGUUCAUCAAGUAAUAUAUACCAUUGUUUGCGUGGUAGGAUUACUCGGCAACACUCUGGUGAUCUACGUAGUGCUGCGAUUUUCCAAAAUGCAGACCGUGACAAAUAUGUACAUAGUAAAUUUAGCAAUUGCCGACGAAUGUUUUCUCAUCGGGAUACCAUUUUUGGUGACAACCCUGAGCUUGAGAUACUGGCCGUUCGGAGAAAUAAUGUGCAAAGCGUACAUGACAACAACGAGCAUAAAUCAAUUCACCAGCAGUAUAUUUCUUUUUAUCAUGAGUGCGGAUCGGUAUAUUGCAGUUUGUCAUCCGAUCUCCGCAACUAAGAUGCGAACGCCAUUUAUCUCAAAGGUCGUCUCAAUGACAGCGUGGUUUACCAGCGCUCUGUUUAUGAUACCUGUGGUUCUGUACGCCAACGUCAAUGAAUUCGACAACGGGAUAAGCUGUAAUAUAUACUGGCCUGACAACAACAUCGAAAAUAAGACCCACGGAAAUCAAACGGGGCUGGAUGAGCAUCAAAUGCACGGUGGACAAACCACUUUUACACUCUACACAUUUUUUCUGACAUUUGCAGUUCCUCUGACGUUUAUUUUGGUGUUUUAUUUUUUGGUAAUUAAAAAACUCCGGACAGUCGGUCCAAAAAAUAGAUCCAAGGAGAAAAAACGCUCGCAUAAAAAAGUAACCAAGCUUGUACUGACUGUUAUAACUGUUUAUGUCCUUUGCUGGCUUCCUUAUUGGAUCACACAAGUAGCGCUGAUUUAUGAGCCGCCUAAACAGUGUCAAUCUUCGAUAAGCAUCACUGCCUUUCUUCUAGCAGGAUUUUUGAGCUACUCUAACAGCGCCAUGAAUCCAAUUCUUUACGCUUUUCUCAGUGACAAUUUCAAAAAGAGCUUCCUCAAAGCCUGCACUUGUGCAGCUGGCAAAGACGUAAACGCAACUUUGCACAAUGAAAACAGCGUUUUUCCGAAGAAAAAUAAAUCUGACCACGACAGAUUCAAAUCUAGCAAAGCUAUCGCUUCUGCUAAUUCCAAAGCUAAACUUGAAGAGGAGGACGACGAGCGUGGUCUGCUUAUCAGCAAAACAUCAACAACCACAAUUACCAUGACUUCCCGGACAAAUAUCACGAUAAUAAGCGACUCCAAGGAGCAAAAGGGACUCAAAGGUUCGGGGCAGAAAGAUAAUUUGAGAAAUGGCGCACAACUUACGCUACUUACACAAGUUUAA
Molecule: messenger RNA, 1314 nt
Organism: Cotesia congregata
Lineage: Eukaryota; Metazoa; Arthropoda; Insecta; Hymenoptera; Braconidae
Source: the annotation of a GenBank genome assembly